AUGGAAGCGCGCACGACAAGCUGGAAAAUCCACAAUAUACCAAAACAGAUCAAGCGCAACGUUUUAUUAGGCCUGAUAAAGGGGCAGCUAAACCACGAGAAUUUUUCGCUCUCUUUCAAGGACAACCGGCGAGUAGCCACUCUGAUAACACAGGAGGACACGCUCCCAGAGAUAAUGCACAAAGGCCGGGCACUUGACAUCAGGAGAAUGAACGUGGAGGUGCGUGAUGUGAAGGACAUAGUUACGCCGUUGAACAAAAUGUCGUAUGCUUCUCAGCUGGAAAAGAAGGCUUCUGACGUGAAGGAGAUGUUUUCGCAUUUGGGGUGUGCCGAGGUUGAGUCUGUGGCUUCGCCUUUGGAAGUCGGGUACAGGAACAAGUGCGAGUUCACAUUCGGGUUCUCAAGCGAGAAUGUGCCGACGCUGGGGUUUAGGCCAGCGAAGUUUACGUCUGCGCCGAACCUUGUAGCAGACCCAAAGGAGUGCACCUUCAACACGCCAGAGGAGAUGCUGUCUCUUGUUCAGGCCGUGAACAGCUACCUGCCAGAAAAGGCCGGCCUGGUCUAUAACCGGAUAACAAAUACAGGAUUUCUGCGGCUGCUGUGCCUCAGGAGGCUGGGGGAGCAUCUCGUGUGCAUUCUCCAGGCGAACUGCGAGUCCUUUGAGUGUGCGCUAGACAACAAGAUGGUUUGCGACUUUAUAGACACUCUGCCGGGCGAUGUUUUUCUGUCGUGCUCGACUGGAAUAUUCGACGGGCUUCUAAGAGACUCUGAGCUGAGGCAGGUGAAGGGAGAGAAAAGGCAGUACAAGGAAGUUCUCAACGGGUGCACGUUCGAGGUUUUUCCGCUGGGGUUCUUCCAGGUGAACAAAGGCGUGGCCCAGAUUUUGGUGCAAACUCUCCAAAAAAGCAUAGAGACAGACACGGUUUUGGACAUUUGCUGCGGGUCUGGGAGUCUUGGAAUAUGCGUGGCAAAGGGCACGCAGAAGAAGGUGGUGGGCUUAGAGCUGUCCCAGGAGUCGGUCAACGACGCAAAGGCAAACGCCGAGCUGAACGGCGUGGAUGCAAAGUAUUUCUGCGGGUCUGUUGAGAAGACUCUUCCCUGCGUUCUGGAAAAGACAAAGGAGCCGGCGUCUGCCUUGAUUGACCCGCCGCGCGCAGGAAUAUCCGACAAGCUGGCCCGAGGAAUCGCCCAGCACAGCAACAUAUCGGAAAUAUUCUACAUCAGCUGCUCCUACUCAUCGGUCAAGAGCAACAUUGAGGCCAUCUCGAAGACGUAUGCUCUGAAGAAGAUAUACGUCCUCGACAUGUUCCCGUUCACGAAAGACGUAGAGUGCAUCUUCCACUUUGUAAGAAAGCCAGAGACAGCGCCUGCUGCAUAG
This is a messenger RNA of Nematocida major, 1377 nucleotides long. Its product is annotated as tRNA (uracil-5-)-methyltransferase. The coding region runs from base 1 to 1377 and encodes 458 amino acids. Gene Ontology annotation, molecular function: RNA methyltransferase activity. The transcript has a single exon. The record is from RefSeq and is a predicted model, not a curated record. Gene Ontology annotation, biological process: RNA processing. NCBI's taxonomy places the organism in Eukaryota, Fungi, Microsporidia.